AUGGCCAUCAGCAAGCGACCAGCCGCCGCCGUCGUCAUGGGCGGCCAGGCCGUCAAGAAGAGGAGAGUCAAGAAGCCCGCCGUCAUCAAGAAGCCCGCCGCCAUCAAGAAGCCUGCCGCCUACGCCGCCACCGCCGACUACGAGGAGGAGAAGACCUGCCUCGGCGAGGGCGCAUUCGGCGUCGUCUUCAAGGCUCGCCACCGCGCCACGGGCCAGACCGUCGCGAUCAAGCACCUCUCCUCGCCGCCGCCGGAAGUCGCCUCCGACGCCCCCGAUCCCAGCGAGCAGCUGCUGCGGGAGGCCCGCUUCCUCGAGGCGUGCAACGGGGACCCCAACAUCGUCGGCUUCCACUGCGUCGUCCGCGACCCCGACACCACCGAGCUGGGCAUCGUCAUGGAAUACAUCGCGGGCCGGAGCCUCCGCGACAUCCUCGAUGAACAACGCAACGGCACCGCGCCGCCGUUCCCGGAGGCCACCGUGCGCGCCUUCAUGCGGCAGCUGCUGACGGGCGCCAAGGGGAUGCAAGAACGCAGCAUCGUCCACCGCGACAUCAAACCGGCCAACGUCCUGGUCGCGGAAGGCGAGGAACUCCUCAAGAUCUGCGAUUUCGGCCUCGCCAUCUCCACGUCCGACCCGCCGCCGCACGGCGAGGUCGGCACGGUGCUGUACACGGCGCCGGAGCUGCUGCUGGGAAAGCCGGAUACCGACUCGCUCGCGGACGCGUGGUCGCUCGGCUGCAUCAUGGCGGAGCUCGUCGACGGCGAGAUCCUGCUUCUGCGGGCACAGCGCCUGUGCGAUGAGGGGUUGGCCUACCUCGGGACUAUCUUCUGGCUGCUCGGCACGCCCGACGACGUCACGUGGCCCGGGUUCGCGUCCCUGCCUCGCGCCGCCGAGAUGCCACCGCUCAAGCCGGGACAGGGCAGCAGGCUGCGCGAGCUGUACCCGGAGUGGACCCUGUCCGAGGAAGGAUUUGAGGUCAUGAGCGGACUGCUCACGUGCAACCCCGACAAGAGGUUGACGGCUGCGGAAGCGCUCAAGCUCCCGUGGUUCGCCGAAGACGAUGAAGACUACAUGACGAGAUCCUACUGCUGA
This is a messenger RNA of Lolium rigidum, 1092 nucleotides long. RefSeq names its product putative cyclin-dependent kinase F-2. The transcript has a single exon. Gene Ontology annotation, biological process: protein phosphorylation; regulation of mitotic cell cycle. Bases 1 to 1092 code for a protein of 363 amino acids. Gene Ontology annotation, molecular function: ATP binding; cyclin-dependent protein serine/threonine kinase activity. The record is from RefSeq and is a predicted model, not a curated record. Gene Ontology annotation, cellular component: nucleus. Lineage: Eukaryota; Viridiplantae; Streptophyta; Magnoliopsida; Poales; Poaceae.